Messenger RNA from Dimorphilus gyrociliatus, 2140 nucleotides. Lineage: Eukaryota; Metazoa; Annelida; Polychaeta; Dinophilidae. The record is from the annotation of a GenBank genome assembly.
UAUGAAUACUCAAUUAAAAGUUGGAAAGCAGGAAGUUCCCGUUACGCAAUCAUACCUAAUUCAGGCUCAGGAUUUAUACGAUCAAUUGGAUGAAACCUCUAAUCAAUUAAAAUCUAGAAAAGACGAUAGAAGAUGCCGUAAAUCUGGCAAUGAUGGGCAUGGUACUAUAUCUCCUGUAAAGUCUGUAGUUACUGUUAAAAGUAAUAGCGAUGAUUCAUUAACUAGAUCAAGCAGCAAGGAAAAGAUUAGUAAACCAACUAACACAAAUGCCGUAUUGUUAGCAAAUAUACGUUAUAAAGAAAAAAUCAGAAGAGAGAAUCCCUUCCUAAUUGAUUAUGAUGUAGAUAAAGAAUACGAAGAGAAAACAGAAUAUCUUCUAAAUAAAGUUCGAAUAAAAUCGGGAAGAGUAAUCGGUCCCACCCCUAAUUAUUCAGAUCUAAAUCUUCGCGAUAUGAGUAGUUAUGUAUACGGUAAUGAAUAUGGCAAAUUAUUUCAACUCGUUUCCUUAAAAGAACAAAAGAGAAUCAUCUUAAAGGCAAUUACUCAAGCAAGGAAGAUUUCGCGUAGGCCAAGUAUUGGUAUUCGAUAUAUUGAUUAUGAAAAUACGUCCAAAUGUGAAGAUAAUGAUGUAAAAGAUGACGAAUAUGCGUUACAAUCCAAUAAUAAAUCGGUUGAUAUAAAAAGCUCCAAACUAUCCCUUAUUAAACACCAAACACCAGAGAAAAAUAGAGAAAUUUUAAAGAAUUUAUCCAAUUUGUUUACAAAUAGAGCAAUUUAUCAAAAUUCUUCAUCAUCUGAAGAAGAUAAUCAAAAAGAUGAAACUAAAGUUGAAGAAAGUAAAGUGAUUAUUAAACAUUCUCAAAAACUUACGGUUAACCCAAAUCCUGAAUAUAAGCAAGCGAAAAUACACCUUUUAUCGCCCGCCGAAAACUAUGCAACAGAAAAAGUCUCAUCAAGUAAAAUUGACUUACCUAAUUCGUCAUUCUGGAAAGGUGAAGACAGCCCAAGUAAACACAAAAGUGUGGAAAAAACGUCAAAUAUUGAACCAAAACGUAUGAGAAUGGAUAAAUUUGACGGAGGGUCUGUCGACGUAACAAAAAUCUACUUUAAAAAAGCUGAAAAACUAAAACAAAACUGCUUUUAUGUUCAUUCUCGAGUGUCGCCAGCUUUAUAUAACAAAACCGAACAUUGUCUUCCCCGCUCUAAAGUAUUCAACUUGAAAAUUCAUGAUGGUGCCGUAAAUAGAAUUCUAUGGAAUAUUCGAGAUGAAUAUUCUCACCUACUAACAACAUGUUCAAUGGAUAAAAGUAUUAAAGUAUGGUGCACUUUCGAUCCAAACGAGAGGAAACUAGUUCAAUGUUUUUCCGACCACUCAAAAGCCGUCAAAGAUGUUAUUUGGAGUAAAUGUGGUAGAAAGUUAUUUAGUUGCAGUUAUGAUAAAAGCGUUCAUAUUUAUGAUGUUGAAAAAGGUCAGCUAACAAACGAAUAUAAAGACUUGGGCGAUUUUAUUACUUGCAUUGAACAUCAUCCAGUUAUGCCAAAUACUUUCAUAUGUGGAAGUAAGAAUUGUAUAUUAGCAUUCGACACUAGAAUUGGCUCGAAAUACGUUAAAAAAUUUACAUAUAAAGCUCAUUUCGGUCAAACUCAAGAUGUUUCUUUUAGGGAAGAUGGAAAGGCUUUCUUCUCCUGUAACGAUAUUGUUUCUAGAGAAAUGUCAGAUAGAAAUAUAAUGGCAUGGGACUUUGAUUCUACAGCAGUUACUUCAAACCAAAUAUACCAAGAACCAUACAAGUGUACUAGAUUAAAAGUUUGGGAAGAGAAAAAUAUUCUGUUGGCUCAAAGUCAGGGUAAUUACAUCGCAUGCUUUGAUCUUCAACCUCCAUUUAAGAUGAAUAAAAGAAUUAGAUUUAAAGAACAUAAGGUGAACGGUUAUAGUAUAGGCAUGGAUUACGUAGGUGAAUACGUCAUUAGCGGAAGUUGCGACGGCAGUGUUUACAUUUAUGACUUCUUUACUGGAAAGUCAAUAAAGAAAAUGAAUUUGGGUGAUACUUGUAUUUGCCUGGACGUUAUUCAUCAUCCCGUUCUGAGAGGACUUAUCACAACAGGGACGUGGAAUGGUCGAUUAGUUUGUUGGAAUUAG